AUGAAGAUCGGGCAGUACCCCGCGAGCAGCUGCUCCAAGGAGCACCAGAAGGUCUACCAGGAGUGGUUCGCGCUCGCGGACGCAGAUGGGGAUGGUCGCAUCACGGGCCCCGACGCGAUCAAGUUUUUCGGCAUGUCCAAGCUCUCCCGCCCCGACCUCAAGCAGGUCUGGGCUAUCGCGGACACCAGACGGCAGGGGUACCUGGGUUUCCCCGAAUUCGUCACGGCGAUGCAGCUAGUCUCUCUGGCACAAGCAGGGAAUGAGAUUACUCAAGAUAGCCUUAAACGCGAUGAUUUGGUCAGUUUGAAUCCACCUGUGAUGGAAGGUUUGGAUGCCCUACUUGCGAAAUCUAAGCAUUUGGUGAAGCGUGUUGAUCCAGAAAUGGAUGGAUACCCUCAGGAACAAUCCCAUUUAACAAACAAAUGGUUCAGCUCAACGUCAUCAAAGAAGAUACCUCUGACUGCUGUUACUUCUGUCAUUGAUGGCUUGAAAAAACUUUAUAUCGAAAAGUUAAAGCCUUUGGAAGUUACAUACAAGUUCAAUGAUUUCGUCUCCCCUUUGCUGACAAGUAGUGAUUUUGAUGCAAAGCCAAUGGUUAUGCUCUUAGGUCAAUAUUCUACUGGUAAAACAACUUUUAUCAAGCAUCUGCUAAGAACAAGCUAUCCAGGUGCCCAUAUUGGACCAGAGCCAACAACAGACAGAUUUGUAGUUGUCAUGUCAGGACCUGACGAAAGGACUAUUCCUGGAAAUACUAUUGCUGUUCAAGCUGACAUGCCUUUUAGCGGUCUUACAAUAUUUGGGACUGCAUUUUUAUCCAAGUUUGAGUGCUCUCAGAUGCGACAUCCACUGCUAGAGCAUAUCACAUUUGUUGACACACCUGGUGUUCUUUCUGGUGAAAAGCAACGCACGCAACGCAGCUAUGAUUUCACUGGCGUGACAUCAUGGUUUGCUGCGAAGUGUGAUCUUAUUCUUCUUCUGUUUGAUCCUCAUAAGCUUGAUAUCAGCGAUGAGUUCAAACGUGUCAUUGGAUCAUUACGUGGACAUGAUGACAAAAUACGUGUAGUUUUGAACAAGGCAGAUCAAGUAGACACUCAACAGCUUAUGAGAGUUUAUGGUGCAUUGAUGUGGUCUCUUGGGAAAGUAUUGAAUACACCUGAGGUUUCACGUGUUUAUAUUGGAUCAUUCAAUGACAAACCAGUAAAUGAAUCAGCUGUUGGUCCACUUGGAAAGGAACUAUUUGAGAGAGAGCAAGAUGAUCUCCUUUCUGAUCUCAAAGAUAUCCCCAAGAAAGCCUGUGAUCGUCGGAUCAAUGAAUUUGUUAAACGUGCUAGAGCUGCCAAGAUCCAUGCUUAUAUAAUAGGCCAUCUAAAGAAGGAGAUGCCUAUAAUUAUGGGCAAAGCAAAAGCCCAACGACGACUCAUAGACAAUCUGCCCGAUGAGUUUGCAAAGGUGCAACGGGAAUACCAUCUUCCGUCGGGAGAUUUUCCUUAUGUGGAGCACUUCAAAGAGGUCUUGAGCGGUUGUAGGUUCGACAAGUUUCAGAAGAGGGAGCGCAGGGAGCUGCGCGCUCAUCUCGGCUGUGGCCUGUGGGUCAGGCACGGCGCCGCUGGAUCAGUUGGCACUGGUGUGGGAGGCGGUGGCGCCAUUGCUAACGAACUGGAGCUCGGAGGACAUCGUCACAAGCACGGGGAGAGACGAGGAAGCACGGAGUACUCACCUAGGUCGUUCGUGGCGGCUCGGAGGAAACGGGGACGUCCUAGUGCUCGACAGGACGGCUCUGUCGUCCUAGAUGCGAGACUCGGCAUUGGUCUAGGCACGACGGCGAAGCAACAGAAGGCGUCCGCGGCGACGGCUCGAGCGAAGGGCGGCUACGGCUUGGCUUCCAAGCUGGACGACGAGGCAGCACGGGGUCCUGGCCCAUAUUUAUGA
Miscanthus lutarioriparius is the source of this 1929-nucleotide messenger RNA. NCBI's taxonomy places the organism in Eukaryota, Viridiplantae, Streptophyta, Magnoliopsida, Poales, Poaceae. The record is from the annotation of a GenBank genome assembly.